AUGGAUAAUUUUCAAUCUCGUACCCAAAAGCACCAACUCAAACACAAGAAGAGGCUCACUCAAGAGCAACUGAGGCUUUUAGAAACUAGCUUCAACUUGAAUACAAAGCUCGAUACGGAACGGAAGUCCCAACUUGCACAAGAACUCGGUCUACCAUCUACUCGAGUUGCAAUAUGGUACCAGAAUAGACGAGCGCGUAACAAGAAUCAGAGCCUCGAGGAUGAUCACAAGGCCUUGAAACUAAAACUUGAAACUGUGAUGGAAGAUAAUGCAAGGCUACAAGAUGAAGUACAAAGGCUGAAACAAGAUUUGAACAAGGUGCGAGAAAUUUUCGGAACAUUUAAUUCUUCUCUGUCGAGCUCAUGUGAUGAUGUUGGAAGCUCAGAUUUGCUUAAUGGAUCCAAGAAUCAUUUGGAGAAGGACCUUUACGCUUCUAUGGUUGCUGAUGGAGUUCCAUUUGGAUCCUCGGAUGGAUAUGAUUUCUUCUCUUCAUCUGUAUCUUGA
Molecule: messenger RNA, 504 nt
Organism: Olea europaea var. sylvestris
Lineage: Eukaryota; Viridiplantae; Streptophyta; Magnoliopsida; Lamiales; Oleaceae
Product: homeobox-leucine zipper protein ATHB-52-like
Exons: 1
Coding region: 1-504 (167 amino acids)
Biological process (GO): positive regulation of DNA-templated transcription
Cellular component (GO): nucleus
Molecular function (GO): DNA-binding transcription factor activity, RNA polymerase II-specific; sequence-specific DNA binding
Source: RefSeq, a predicted model, not a curated record